AUGGUAGGGAGCCAAUCUGCUGAUUCCAGUGAGCAUGAGGAUCAACCAUCGUCUCGAGAAGUUUGGGCAAAUGGGAUUUGCAUGAAAACUAGUGAAGUCGAAGCAAAGCUCGAUGAGGGAAAUAUUCAAGAGGCAGAGUCUUCUUUACGUGAAGGGCUAUCGCUAAAUUUUGAGGAAGCAAGAGCCCUUCUUGGAAGGCUGGAGUAUCAACGAGGAAAUGUGGAAGCAGCCCUGCAUGUGUUUGAUGGCAUCGAUCUCCAGGCUGCUAUACAGCGGCUGCAACCAUCCCUUUCUGAAAAACAGCAGUCUAGGAAGGGUCGUUCUCGUGGUGAUUCACAGCAUGCAGUAUCGCAGCAUGCUGCUAGCCUGGUGCUUGAAGCGAUAUAUUUAAAAGCAAAAUCUCUUCAAAAGCUUGGGAGACUAAAUGAUGCUGCUCAUGAAUGUAAAAGGGUGCUUGAUGCCGUGGAGAAGAUAUUCCAUCAGGGCAUACCUGAUGUGCAAGUAGACAACAGAUUGCAAGAUACAGUUAGUCAAGCUGUAGAGCUCCUUCCAGAGCUCUGGAAGCAGGCGGGUUGCUAUCAUGAAGCAAUGUCUGCUUACAGACGUGCUCUCCUUAGUCAAUGGAACCUUAACGACGAUAGCUGUUCAAGGAUUCAAAAAGGGUUUGCUGUGUUUUUGUUGCACAGUGGAGUGGAGGCUGGUCCACCCAGCUUAGCUGCUCAGGUUGAUGGUUCAUAUGUUCCUAAACACAAUCUGGAAGAGGCAAUUUUACUUUUGAUGAUUCUCGUUAGGAAAUUUAACCUUGGUAAGAUUGCGUGGGACCCAUCAGUUUUGGAGCACCUUACAUUUGCAUUAUCUCUAUGUGGCCAAACUUCCGUUUUGGCUAAGGAACUUGAACAGAUCAUGCCUGGGUGCAGUGGGAGAAAAAAAGCAGCUUUAAACCUAUUGAGGAAGUCUCUCCACAAACAUGAGCAACCUGACGAUCUCAUCGCACUCUUGUUGGCUGCCAAGAUCUGCAGCGAAGAUUCUCAUCUGGCUGCAGAGGGAAUGGGAUAUGCACAAAGAGCUAUGAGUAAUGCUCAGGGGCGUAAUGAGCAUCUAAAAGGUGUGGCCAUUCGAAUGCUAGGUCUUUGUUCGGGAAAGCAAGCUAAAGUUUCUCCAUCUGAUUUUGAAAGGUCUCGUCUUCAGUCUGAAGCAUUGAAAUCAUUGGAUGCUGCAAUAACUUUUGAGAAAAAAAAUCCUGAUUUGCUUUUUGAGUUGGGAGUGCUGUAUGCCGAGCAACGAAAUUUGAAUACUGCUCUGCGCUAUGCAAAGCAGUUUAUUGAUGCAACUGGUGGUUCCUUGCUAAAAGGUUGGAGGUUACUGGCUCUGAUUUUGUCCGCUCAGCAUCGAUUCUCGGAGGCUGAGGUGGUAAUUGGUGCUGCUUUGGACGAGACUGCAAAAUGGGAGCAAGGACCAUUGCUUAGGCUGAAAGCAAAAUUAAAGACCUCCCAGUCUUUACCCAUGGAGGCGAUUGAAACUUACCGCUACUUUCUUGCAUUGGUUCAAGCUCAAAGGAAGUCUUUUGGUUCUCUUAGAAGCGUUUCUCAGGCUGAGGAUGAUAGAGUGAACGAAUAUGAAGUUUGGCAUGGCCUAGCUGAUUUGUACUAUCGGCUUUCACAUUGGAAGGACAUGGAGGUAUGCCUUGGAAAAGCCAGAGAGUUGAAACAGUACUCUGCAGAAGUUAUUCACACUGAAGGUGUUAUGCUCCAAGGACGUGGACAAGUUGAUGAAGCAAUGUCUGCUUAUAUUAAUGCUCUUUUAGUAGACCCAUCAUUUGUGCCUUGCAAGAUACUGAUUGGUGCCAUGUUAUCCAAGAGGGAUUCCAAUGCAUUGCCUGCUGCAAGAAGCAUACUCUCUGAUGCCUUGAGGAUAGAACCCACCAACCGAAUGGCUUGGCAUUACCUGGGGAUAAUUCAUAGAGUUGAUGGACGGAUAGCUGAUGCCGUAGACUGCUUCCAAGCAUCCUGCAUGCUUGAAGAAUCUGAUCCCAUUGAGAAUUUCAGUUCUAUUCUUUGA
This is a messenger RNA of Dovyalis caffra, 2058 nucleotides long. The record is from the annotation of a GenBank genome assembly. Lineage: Eukaryota; Viridiplantae; Streptophyta; Magnoliopsida; Malpighiales; Salicaceae.